Molecule: messenger RNA, 1532 nt
Organism: Emiliania huxleyi CCMP1516
Lineage: Eukaryota; Haptophyta; Isochrysidales; Noelaerhabdaceae
Gene: ASS1
Product: argininosuccinate synthase
Exons: 10
Coding region: 42-1280 (412 amino acids)
Biological process (GO): L-arginine biosynthetic process; urea cycle
Cellular component (GO): cytoplasm
Molecular function (GO): ATP binding; argininosuccinate synthase activity
Source: RefSeq, a predicted model, not a curated record
CGCAGCGCUGCCCGAGCUUGAAGCUCACUCCCUUCGCACACAUGGCUCUCUCGGCAAAGGACCUCCGCGGCAAGCUCGUCGGCGUGUGCGUGUCGGGCGGUCUCGACUCCAAGACCGUCUCCAAGCGCCUCGUCGAGGAGGGCGUCCAGGUGCUCGCCUUUUCGGCGGAUCUCGGUCAACCUGACGAGGACGACAUCCAAAACGUGUCCAAGCGGAUGGCGACGUGCGGCGUCGAGACGGUCAUCGUCGACCUCAAGGCGGAGAUGGCGGAGGGAUGCUUCGACGUGGUGCGCUGCCAGGCGCGGUACGACGGCGGGUACUGGAACACGACGGGGAUCGGGCGGAUCGUCACCUGCCACGGCCUCGUCACCGCCAUGCAGAAGCGCGGCGUGCAGGUGCUCUCCCACGGCGCGACCGGGCGUGGCAACGACCAGAUGCGGUUCGAGCGGUACACGAACGUGCUCGCGCCGUCGAUGCUCGUCUACGCGCCGUGGCGCGACCCGGCGCUGCUCAAGGAGUUCCCGGGACGGUCGGAGAUGGUGACCUACCUGUCCAAGUUUGGGAUCGAGGCGUUUGUCGGCCCGAAGAAGAAGUACUCCACCGACGCGAACCUGGCCGGCCUGUCGCACGAGGCGGAGGACCUCGAGUCGGUGCAGACGCCAAUGACGAUCGUCGACCCCGAGAUGGGCGUGUGGCCAAAAGACGCGCCCGAUGCAGAGGAGCUCGUCGAGCUCACUUUCGAUGGCGCGCGCUGCGUCGCCGUCAACGGGAAGCGGCUCUCCCCGCUGGAGGUGAUCUCGCUCGCGAACACGAUCGGAGGACGCAACGGCCUCGGCAUCUCGCACGCGCUCGAGAACCGGAUCAUCGGCACCAAGUCACGCGGCGUCUACGAGGCGCCCGGCAUGGAGCUGCUCGGCCGCGCGCUCGAGUACCUCUACCAGGCGGUCCUCGACAGACGGGCGGCGGCGCUCUUCGCGCACCUCUCCUCCCUCGUCUCGAACCAGAUCUACGACGGCCGCUGGUUCGACCCGGCGACGGUCGCGGCCCGCAAGGCGAUACACGAGCUCACCAAGACCGCGAGCGGCGUCGUCAAGGUUGGCUGCUACAAGGGCAACAUCCACUUUCACUCCCUCUCCGACGUGGCCGCCUCGCUUUACAAUGAGGCCGACUCCUCGAUGGAGGCGUCGGACGGCCUCAACCCCGUCUCGUCGCAAGGCUACGCCGAAAUCCAGGCCGUCGAGGCGCGCUCGCUCGCCCUGGCGGGCCAGAUCGCAAAGUGAGCUCUGCGGCAGCCGCCUCCGCAUGUACCCCGAUCCCUCGACACAAUAGUCUCACACCAGAGGCCCCCCGUGCACACACGUCGUCAUGCGCGAGCGCACGUGGCGAGUCGGAGAGAGACGUGCGCCCAGGGAGAUACGUGUGACCAAAAUGAGCUGUUGCCUCGCCCGCGGUCGUUCGUUGUCGGCAUUUGAGUCAUAUGAUAAAGUGCGGUGUUCCGCUACAGUGUUAAUAUCGGUGAGGAUGAAUACCUG